AUGACCCUCCGUCGACGAUGCAUCCUCCUCUGCGUCCUUCUGGGCGGCGCCGUAUGCAUCUUCACCGUUUUCACUAUCACCGUCACCAUCGUUUCCGUCGCCGCCCUUCCCGCCAUUGCCCUUCCCGCCAUUGCCCUUCCCGCCAUUGCCCUUCCCGCCAUUGCCCUUCCCGCCAUUGCCCUUCCCGCCAUUGCCCUUCCCGCCAUUGCCCUUCCCGCCAUUGCCCUUUCUGUCCUCGCUCUUCCUGCCCUCGCUUUUUCCGCCCUCGUCCUUUUCGCCCUCUCAGCAGUUGGUUUCGGCGCCCUCGGGCCCGUUGCUGGCUCGUUCGCCGCCGCAUGGCAGGCGGCGACCGGCAACGUCGUCGCUGGCUCUCUCUUUGCGACCUUGCAGAGCAUCGCGAUGACUGGCGUGAUCCCACCCCUAGGAUACAUCAUUUCUGGAGGAGUCGUCAUUGCGGUCUUAGCCCUCUGGUCCAUUGUCUCAGCCCUCUGGUCCAUUGUCUCGGGAGUCGCUGGCGUCGUCGUUGCCUAUGGUCCGUCCUCCCCUGGAAACCACGGCGCCGGGAACAUAUCGACGCGGUGCGACGAAGCAUACGACGCCGUGAGCGGCGGCACCUACGCCUGCCCCAAGCCCGGCUGCAGCGACGUACCCGGCGAGGGAGAGUCCGCGUGCGGUCGUGGAGAUGAGGCGCUCGGGGGUGCGCACCAUGUCGAGCAGAACGCUGCGGGAAGCGGCCGGCGGGCCUGCGUACGCUGGCAAAUCCCCGGUCUUUCACGCACGAUUUGUCACAAAGGCGGGCAGGCGGGCUUACCUCGUGCGAGCGAGGCGGCGAGCAGCAGUGCGCAUAGCGCGCUGGCCGCCAUGGCGAAGAUGACGAACCUGAGCGGGAGGGCCAUGGGGGGCUGGACUGCGGUGGGAUGUGUUGUGUUGUGGUGUGGGGUAAUGCAGGGCACAGCUGAGACGUGCGACAGCGCCACAGAUGCGGUGGGGGCAGACACAUAUGUACCGGCCGGGGUCCUCCCACGAUGGGCAGCUCUUCUCGCACCAAUUGGCGGUCGUCGUUACCAUAUUCGUCCGCGCAGAAGCGUCAGCACGUCGUGUGGAACGGCGGCCUUUGACGUAGGUCUCGGAGGUGGUAUGGCUAUUUCCAGUGGUGGUCCACGAUGCGGGGGCACUUGUUGGACCAUCUUGGUACUGGAGGGUGCCCGGGGGCAGUCAUGA
Postia placenta MAD-698-R-SB12 is the source of this 1221-nucleotide messenger RNA. RefSeq lists its product as hypothetical. The transcript has 3 exons. Bases 1 to 1221 code for a protein of 406 amino acids. Lineage: Eukaryota; Fungi; Basidiomycota; Agaricomycetes; Polyporales; Adustoporiaceae. The record is from RefSeq and is a predicted model, not a curated record. Gene Ontology annotation, cellular component: membrane.